ACUGGCUUCCUGAAUCCUUCUCAGUCCUCAAAGACAGACCGACAGACAGAUAGACAGCUGGCAAGAGGCAGCCUGGGGAACACAGCUGCUUCAGCAGACGUCAUGGCCAUGGCCGAGUGAGCCUCCCUUGGGCCAGUGCCCCACCCCAGCAUGGUCCAGGCCCGUGGGGGGCGCUCCAGAGCACUGCGGCCGACCUCAUCUUUAGGGGCAGCCAAGAUGACCCAACCUCCACCUGCCAAAGCACCAGCCAAGAAGCAUGUGCGGCUACAGGAGAGGCGGGGCUCCAAUGUGGCUCUGAUGCUGGAUGUGCGCUCCCUGGGCACCGUGGAGCCCAUCUGCUCCGUGAACACACCCCGGGAGGUCACCCUACACUUUCUGCGCACAGCUGGACACCCCCUGACCUGCUGGGCCCUGCAGCACCAGCCACCCAGCCCCAAGCAACUGGAGGAGGAAUUCUUGAAGAUCCCCUCAAACUUCGUCAACCCCGAAGACCUGGAUAUCCCUGGUCAUGCCUCCAAGGACCGGUACAAGACCAUCUUGCCAAAUCCUCAGAGCCGUGUCUGUCUCGGUCGGGUGCAGAGCCAGGAGGAUGGAGAUUACAUCAAUGCCAACUACAUCCGAGGCUACGAUGGGCAGGAGAAGGUCUAUAUCGCGACCCAGGGUCCCAUGCCCAACACCGUGUCAGACUUCUGGGAGAUGGUGUGGCAAGAAGAAGUGUGCCUUAUUGUCAUGCUCACUCAGCUCCGAGAGGGCAAGGAGAAAUGUGUCCACUACUGGCCCACAAAAGAGGAAACCUAUGGACCCUUCCAGAUACGCAUCCAGGAUACCAAAGAAUGCCCAGAAUACACUGUGCGGCAGCUCACCAUCCAGCACCAGGAGGAACGCCGUUCAGUUAAACACAUCCUCUUCUCAGCCUGGCCUGACCACCAGACGCCGGAAUCAGCCGGGCCCCUGCUGCGCCUGGUGGCUGAGGUGGAGGACAGCCCAGAGACAGCUGCCAACACCGGGCCCAUCGUGGUCCACUGCAGUGCAGGGAUUGGCCGGACAGGCUGCUUCAUAGCCACCCGAAUUGGCUGCCAACAGCUGAAGGCCCGAGGGGAAGUGGACAUUCUGGGCAUUGUGUGCCAACUGCGGCUAGACAGGCCCUGCCUAAGCACUGGCAAGAUGAAGAGCUGGGAAAAGUCUGGUUCUGACCUCAGUCAGAUUCUCAGCAUCCUGGCAGGCUCCCUGCUCCACCCUAUGCAUCAGUGAGUGCUGGAUGACCCACUCGAAGGUGAACAAAGACCCAGGUGAUUCCUGUUUCCAUGCAUGUAUCCUGAGAGGAGGCUACAGCGAUGAUCAGGCAUGUCAGUUGAAACCUCUGAAAGAGAGAAUAUGUGGGGACAAAUCAGAGGCCAAGAAGGCUGCCCCUACCUACAUAACUGCCUGCCACUUACCCAUCUACUUUCUGUGGAGCCCCAACACUCUCUGCUUUGCUCUAUGACCUCAGAAGAUACCCUGGGUGCCCAGGAAGCACCAAAGAAAGAGGAGACAGGAGGAGACAAAGAACUCCAUCUGAUUCAAAAACCCCCACCCCCACCAUAUACUCCACGCCCUGCAUUUGCAGAGUACAUCUGGAGAGCUUGGCUGUUUCCAGAACAUUCUGAGUUCCAACCACCCCGUACAGACAGACGGGCUCACACUGAAUUGCAACCCCUCAUAUCUACCCCAGAGAACUAAUCACCAUUCAUCUCAACACGAUUUCCAGGGCAACCCAGAUUUAUCUCAGGGCUCAACUACAAAAUCUCAGGAAGGUACCCAAACCCUGAGCCUUUCUUGACUCUGAGGAUGAUGGUAGUAAAACACCAUUCUCCGUGAAAACCCCAAGGAGCUGGUCCCAGAAAGCAGCUGGGCUCCCCUCUCAUGAUGUCUCUUUUAAAGGACAUGUAGUGCUGCUGUUGAGGUUCAUUUUCUUCAUGCUUCUGCUUGGCCUUAUGGAGAAGUCCCUUCAUUCUUCAUAGGCCUGGAGUGGGCUCACCUAUACCUCCACCUUCCAGAGCCCUGUGAGAGGCACCACCAUCUGUGCCACCCAAGCGAGGUGGAGGGCUCUCAAGUGCCUGAUCCUGCCCUGAGCUCAGACCCAGUCUGGAGGAAAGCAAUGGCAUAGCACCCAAGGGCACCCUUCUGCACUGUGAGUAACCUUGCUCCAGAUCUCAGAGGGUACCAGCUCUGGAGAAGUAACCAAGUGGAAAAAAUAAAGACUUGUUGGAUGACU
Messenger RNA from Marmota flaviventris (yellow-bellied marmot), 2254 nucleotides. It is a transcript of the gene Ptpn7, whose product is annotated as protein tyrosine phosphatase non-receptor type 7. The record is from RefSeq and is a predicted model, not a curated record. Gene Ontology annotation, cellular component: cell junction; plasma membrane; cytosol. Gene Ontology annotation, biological process: signal transduction; protein dephosphorylation. Lineage: Eukaryota; Metazoa; Chordata; Mammalia; Rodentia; Sciuridae. Gene Ontology annotation, molecular function: protein kinase binding; protein tyrosine phosphatase activity.